Cylas formicarius (sweet potato weevil) is the source of this 1009-nucleotide messenger RNA. Its product is annotated as RNA-binding protein 47-like. Gene Ontology annotation, cellular component: nucleus. The transcript has 3 exons. Gene Ontology annotation, molecular function: mRNA binding. NCBI's taxonomy places the organism in Eukaryota, Metazoa, Arthropoda, Insecta, Coleoptera, Brentidae. The record is from RefSeq and is a predicted model, not a curated record. The coding region runs from base 206 to 1009 and encodes 267 amino acids.
UGAACGCGAAAAACAGUAGAAAAUAGCAAUGAAACAGAAAACAUGGUCAUUAAUGUGAAAACAGCAAAUCUACUGUUAAAACAGUAGGGUUGGUAACGCUGGGCGUGGCUUUCAGCGGCAUACCUUUAAGCCAGUUAUAAAUCGCCACACUGCGAAAGUGCAUUGCGUGUUUAUAACCGUUCUGGACGCCAUCUUUGUCGAAACCAUGUGGUGCCGCUUACCUAUCGAUGACGAUCACAAAAUGCCGGCAAACUUCGAGACGCGUCGCGAAAGAACGCAAAUAGUGGCGACACAUAAUCGUUACGCGGUACCACCGAGGGGUUGCGAAGUGUACGUCGUCGAUAUACCGAGUGAUGUGUGCAUGCCGGACAUUUACGAGUUUAUGAGACGAGCAGGUCUAAUUUACAGCAUGCGAUUCAUGAUCGAUUUCGACGGUCGUAGUCGUGGCAAGUGUUACGUCAACUAUUUGACUCUGUUCGCUGCCAUAAAAGCCGUUUUUUUAUUGUCGGAUACUGAGAUCCGACCGGGUCGGAUUCUGAAAGUAAUGACGUCGUACGACAAUAACAAAUUGGUGAUGACCGGUAUUCCGUAUUAUAUCACUCAAAAUCAAGUGGUUAGCGAGGUGUCUCGGAUCAUAGGCUGCGGCCUGAACAACGUCCAAAUGUUAAACAGAGACGGUCGCCCCACCAAACUGUGCGUGUUAGAAUAUGAAACUCACAAGCAAGCUGCGGAGGCCAAAAAGAAAGUUUGGUCCCAUACAACUUUAUGGGGUCACACCAUCGGUAUUCACUGGUCCAUACCAACGCACUUUUUAGAGGCUAGAGCGCUUCACAUCCAGAACACAACGAGGCAAGAGUUGUUCGAAAUUUUGAAGACUCAUUGCAACCUGAAAGACGUUGCUGCUGUUGACUUUGACACUGGCAAUUCUUGCACUGUUUUCUUUUCCUGUUAUCGGACCAGGACGGAGGCUUAUAAUAUUCUACGAAGUACGUAUACCAGGAAUUUAUAG